Molecule: messenger RNA, 2825 nt
Organism: Kogia breviceps (pygmy sperm whale)
Lineage: Eukaryota; Metazoa; Chordata; Mammalia; Artiodactyla; Physeteridae
Gene: USP13
Product: ubiquitin specific peptidase 13
Biological process (GO): protein deubiquitination
Molecular function (GO): protein binding; cysteine-type deubiquitinase activity; zinc ion binding
Source: RefSeq, a predicted model, not a curated record
GUCCCUUCCACCAGCCCGCUAGUACGCCCAGGCCCUGCGUGCCGGCUCCAGCCCCGCGGCCCGCUCUCCCCACCCUUCCCGGCUCGGCUCCCGUCGCCCGCGCAGCCCGCCGCCGCCGCCGCGGGCGGACCCAGCGCUCUGCUCCGCUUGGGUGCGCGCCACGGCCAUGCAGCGCCGGGGCGCCCUGUUCGGCAUGCCGGGCGGCAGCGGCAACAGGAAGAUGGCUGCAGGAGACAUCGGCGAGCUGCUGGUGCCCCACAUGCCCACGAUCCGCGUGCCCCGGUCCGGGGACAGGGUUUACAAGAACGAGUGCGCCUUCUCCUACGACUCCCCCAAUUCUGAAGGUGGACUCUAUGUAUGCAUGAAUACAUUUUUGGCCUUUGGAAGGGAGCAUGUUGAAAGACAUUUUCGAAAAACUGGACAGAGUGUCUACAUGUACCUGAAGAGACAUGUGCGUGAGAGGGUAAGAGGGGCAUCUGGUGGAGCUUUACCCAAAAGGAGGAAUUCCAAGAUUUUUUUAGAUCUAGAUACUGAUGACGAUUUAAAUAGCGACGAUUAUGAAUAUGAAGAUGAAGCCAAACUUGUUAUAUUCCCAGACCACUAUGAAAUAGCACUACCAAAUAUUGAGGAGUUACCAGCCCUGGUAACAAUUGCUUGUGAUGCAGUUCUCAGCUCAAAAUCUCCAUACAGAAAGCAGGACCCAGAUACGUGGGAAAAUGAAUUGCCAGUGUCCAAAUAUGCAAAUAAACUCACCCAGUUAGACAACGGAGUCAGGAUUCCUCCAAGUGGUUGGAAGUGUGCCCGGUGUGACCUGCGAGAAAACCUCUGGUUGAAUCUGACCGACGGCUCUGUGCUGUGUGGGAAGUGGUUCUUUGACAGCUCCGGGGGCAACGGGCAUGCGCUGGAGCAUUACAGAGACCUGGGCUACCCUCUGGCUGUGAAACUGGGAACCAUCACUCCUGACGGGGCAGAUGUUUAUUCUUUCCAAGAAGAGGAACCUGUUUUGGAUCCUCAUUUGGCCAAGCACUUAGCGCAUUUUGGAAUUGAUAUGCUUCAUAUGCAUGGGACAGAGAACGGGCUCCAGGACAAUGAUAGCAAGCCGCGGAUCAGCGAGUGGGAGGUGAUCCAGGAGACGGGGACGAAGCUGAAGCCCAUGUAUGGCCCCGGAUACACGGGUCUCAAGAACCUGGGCAACAGCUGCUAUCUCAGCUCUGUGAUGCAGGCCAUCUUUAGCAUCCCGGAAUUCCAGAGAGCGUAUGUAGGAAAUCUUCCAAGAAUAUUUGACUACUCUCCUUUAGAUCCAACACAAGAUUUUAACACACAGAUGACUAAGUUAGGACAUGGCCUUCUCUCAGGCCAGUAUUCAAAACCUCCCAUGAAAUCUGAGCUCAUUGAACAGGUGAUGAAGGAGGAGUACAAGCCUCAACAGAAUGGGAUCUCACCACGCAUGUUUAAGGCCUUUGUGAGCAAAAGCCACCCGGAAUUCUCCUCCAACAGACAGCAGGAUGCCCAGGAAUUUUUCUUGCACCUGGUGAAUCUAGUAGAGAGGAACCGCAUUGGCUCAGAAAACCCAAGUGAUGUUUUUCGGUUUUUGGUGGAAGAACGUAUUCAGUGCUGUCAGACCCGAAAAGUCCGCUACAUGGAGAGGGUGGAUUACCUGAUGCAGUUACCUGUGGCCAUGGAGGCGGCAACCAACAAGGAUGAACUGAUCGCCUAUGAACUAACGAGAAGGGAAGCAGAAGCAAACAGAAGACCCCUUCCCGAGCUGGUUCGUGCCAAGAUACCAUUUAGUGCCUGCCUUCAGGCCUUUUCUGAACCAGAAAACGUUGAUGAUUUCUGGAGCAGCGCCCUACAAGCAAAGUCUGCGGGUGUGAAAACAUCUCGCUUUGCCUCAUUCCCUGAAUACUUGGUAGUGCAGAUAAAGAAGUUCACUUUUGGUCUUGACUGGGUUCCCAAAAAAUUUGAUGUUUCUAUUGAUAUGCCAGACCUACUUGAUAUCAACCAUCUCCGAGCCAGGGGGUUACAGCCAGGAGAGGAGGAACUUCCGGACAUCAGCCCCCCCGUAGUUAUUCCUGAUGACUCAAAAGAUCGCCUGAUGAACCAGUUGAUAGACCCAUCAGACAUCGAUGAGUCAUCGGUGAUGCAGCUGGCCGAGAUGGGUUUCCCUCUGGAAGCUUGUCGGAAGGCUGUGUAUUUUACUGGAAAUAUGGGAGCCGAAGUGGCCUUCAACUGGAUCAUUGUUCACAUGGAAGAGCCAGAUUUUGCCGAGCCGCUGACCAUGCCAGGUUAUGGAGGAGCAACUUCUGCUGGAGCCUCUGCUGGAUUGGAUAACCAACCUCCGGAGGAAACUGUAGCUCUCAUUACCUCCAUGGGAUUCCAUCGAAAUCAGGCUCUUCAGGCGCUACGAGCAACGAAUAGUAACCUGGAAAGAGCACUGGAUUGGAUCUUUAGCCACCCUGAGUUUGAGGAGGACAGUGACUUUGUGAUCGAGAUGGAGAAUAAUGCCAAUGCGAACAUUAUUUCUGAAGCCAAGCCUGAAGGACCUAGAGUCAAGGAUGGAUCUGGAAUGUAUGAAUUAUUUGCGUUCAUCAGUCACAUGGGGACAUCUACAAUGAGUGGACAUUAUGUUUGUCACAUCAAAAAGGAAGGAAGAUGGGUGAUCUACAAUGACCACAAAGUUUGUGCCUCAGAAAGGCCCCCUAAAGACCUGGGCUACAUGUACUUUUACCGCAGGAUACCAAGCUAAACCUCAGACGUACAAAUUGGCGAGAAGAAGCCAUACACCUUUUUAAUUUGCCAAAAAAAAAAAAAAAAAAAAGUAAGAA